GAAGCAACGUCUGGCACAUUUCCUUACUGCUCAGAUCCUGGCUUGAAUUUUUCAGCCACCAACUACAGCGAAGAUGACGCAGAUUUUGCAGGGAAUCGACGUGGAAAAGCUUCACGGCAAGAUCCGCUGAGUCACAGAAUUAUUGAGAAAAGACGACGUGAUAGAAUGAACGCAUGUCUUGCAGAUCUUUCAAGAUUAAUUCCAUCGCAGUACAUGCGAAAAGGUCGCGGUCGUGUCGAAAAGACGGAAAUUAUUGAAAUGGCUAUCAGACAUUUGAAAAAUUUGCAAACACAAGAAGUACUACGUGAAGCAACUUAUGCUGAUUAUUACCGUUCUGGUUACAGUGACUGUGUGACAGAAGCUGCAAAAUUUCUGCUGCGAGAACGCGAUGAAGAGCUUUACUAUAAAAUGAUCACGCAUUUAAGGGAACACAUGAAUGAAGCUAUGAAAGGAGACAAAAUGUUGCUUAUAAUCUUUAAAAACGAUUUCCUGUUAUUUUUAGGCGAAUACUUUAAGACGCGGUGCAAUGGUGACAUGAUAAACGCUGGAAGUCCAACUUCAUAUCAUCAUCCAAAUCCACCACUAUCACAAUUACGUGAGAUGUUAACGACAUCAGUAUCCGAUGUUGAACACAACAGUGACGAUCAUCAUGAUAUAAAAGAUUUGAGUUUCCGUUCAAAUCCACAACAAGCACCGUCAGUCAGCUCGACAGGCGUCGUUCCGUCCAACAAUAUUCAUCAUAUGGAUACAAGUGAUUAUGACAGCACACGUUCGCCAACAACAAGCAGUGGAACAACAUCAACCAAUUCAAUUCGAAUGACACCAGCCAAUGUUAAUCAUCAUUUAAGCAAUUUGUCACCACCUCAUGCUCAUGAAAAUGUCAUUCGAACAGUUCGAAUGCGAAAACUGUCGGAGACAUCAACUGAUGUUGAACAUUGCAACAACAAUUAUAAGUUUAAAAAUUACAUUCAACAACGAUUCACUCAUGAGACAUAUCAUAGUGAAGAAUCAAUGCAGUCGAAUCAAUGUGUAACAGAUCAUGAGAAGGAUCAUGAUAAGAAGUCAACAACACCCACGUCUCCAGUCAAUGAUGCAGCGAAAAGGAAUGGAAUUCACCAUGACAUCAAGAAUGAGAUAUUAGUCGUAAAUUCACCUUCACCUGCACACCAACAACCUCCCCAUGCUACACAACGUAAUGGUAAAAUUCCCAACGGCACGGUCAAUGGAAACAUCAAUGGCAACGCAAUAAUUCCACAUCACACAAUUCCCAUUCCGGUAUUUGCGUGUCACACUCAAGGCUUUUAUGUUCCGUUAAAUGUCGAUUACGACUUGCUGAUUCCUUUCCUUGGUGGUGUUGAUUUGUUGAGUAAAACUUAUGCUCAUUUGCCUCCACUUCAUCCGAUAAGUAUCAACGUUAACUACACGCCAACACUUAUUAAAAAUGCCAUAGCUUCAGCUAACUUUAUUAAACCAAAAGUUGAAAAUGGCAUUAUCAACGGAUGGUAA
Clunio marinus is the source of this 1506-nucleotide messenger RNA. The record is from the annotation of a GenBank genome assembly. Lineage: Eukaryota; Metazoa; Arthropoda; Insecta; Diptera; Chironomidae.